UGAGCUGGUGCAGUGCAAAAACGCUCGCUCAUCCUCACCGAUGGUGUGCAGAACAAGGGGGACAUAAAAAAAAAACCUUCUGAAACUAAAAACAUCCAUAUCCUUUUCUUAAACAAACAAAAAAAUCCACAACAAAAAUUCAUCAUGAGCUACGAUUCCUUCUUCUCCUACCGCCGCCCUUGGGACAGCUACAGAGGCUCCCGAACCACCACCAAAUCCUCCAUGUCCUCCUCUUUGUAUUCUUCUCGAGCACCUCCGUCCGGGAAGAGGAUCGUGAGGCUGGCCUCCUCUUCCCUGCCUGAUGGGUCAGAGAGGAUGAACCUGGCUCAGGCCAGCUCGCUCAACACAGAGCUGCUGGGCCUGCGUUCCCAGGAGAGGGAGCAGCUUGUGGGUCUGAAUGACCGCUUCGCCACCUACAUCGAGAAGGUGAGGCACCUGGAGCUGCAGAACCGGGCCCUGCUGGCCGAGCUGGAGGCGCUGAGGAGGCGGCAGAACGACCCGUCCCGUCUUCAGGCGCUCUACGAGGGGGAGGCGCGGAGUUUGAGGGCCAUGAUAGACUCGGAGAACGGGGAGAAGAUGCGGAUGGAGGCAGAGAGGGACUACCUGCGUGACGUGUACGAGCAGAUGAAGGAGCGCUAUGAGGAGGAGACGAGGCAGCGCAUGGAUGCCGAGGAGGCCCUGCAGAGGGCCAAAGAGGAGGCGAACAGGGUCGUGCUCGCCAACUGUGACACCGAGGCCACCGUGGUCUCUCUCUGUGAUGAGAUGGCGUUCCUGAAGAAGGUCUUUGCAGAGGAGCAAGCAGAGCUGCAGGUCCAGCUGCAGAUGGCUAACAUCAGUGUGGACGUGGAAGUGUCCCGGCCCGACCUCUCCACCGCCCUGCGAGACAUCCGGGCGCAGUACGAGCGGCUGGCAAACAAGAACAUGCAGGCCGCCGAGGACUGGUACAAGAGCAAGUUUGCGAGCGUCGCUGAGAUGGCCAGCAAAAACAACGAGGCCGUGCACGCCAUCCGGGAGGAGACCAUGGAGUACCGGAGAUUGCUUCAGACCCGCUCGUCGGAGAUUGAGGCUCUCCGGAACGUCAUCGACUCCCUAAAUAAGCAGCUGGAGGAGCUGGAGGAGACGCAGGCCAAAGAGGUGUCAAAGUACCAGAUGAGGAUAAGUGAGCUGGAGCGGGAUAUCACUGAAGCCAAACAGGAGAUGGCGCGCUACCUGAGGGAGUAUCAAGACCUUCUCAAUGUGAAGAUGGCCCUUGACAUUGAAAUAGCUGCAUACAGGAAACUCCUGGAGGGAGAAGAGAUUCGCCUGGCUUACCCUGCCCUUCCCGCCCUAAACUAAAAUCUAAAUGCCACCAGCCUGGCAUAAACCUGAAAAAAUUCUUCAUACCCCUUCUUUCCCACCCUGACCCAAACAUCACCCUUCCCCCUCCCUCAUUUCUUUUACGUUCUUCCCUCUGUCAUCUUUUGCCCCAAAAUACUCCUUUCUUUACUCCCCCCCAAAAAGCAAACCGCGAACCAAAGCUCAUACUUCUCAAGACAGAUGCGCCCUUGUGCUAAACAAGAGGUCCACCAGAAGUCCCCCUUCUUCUACACACGUUCUGACACCACACAUCAAGAUGACGGCAAACUGUAAAAAUGCAGAGUGGCUGCACUGCAUUAGUUACGUAGCUAUGUCGGACAGCAGUAUUGUUUUUGGCUGAGUUCCUCUCCCUGUCAUACAUGUUAAGAUCCAAGCAGCAGAGUUCACCAUUUGACCCUUGUUAUGCCUCAUUGUGCAAACAUUUGACCAAUUGUUUGUGAAAGAGGGCAAAAAUUUUUGUAUUAUCUCUUGAUGCUUGGACUUUAUCUGUGUUUGAACUGAUGCAAGACACCUGCAGCAUUAUUGACUGGGAACUCUACCAAUCAAUUAUGCUUUGUCCUGCACCCCUGGUUCUAUAGCCGUAGUCAGAGAACCAGUAACCUUAAACAUUUCUUUUAACUAUACCUAUUUUUGUCCUUUUUAGUUAUUCUUCCUCUGCAUUUACAUCUGCAAAAAUACUGCAAGCUUUGGUUAGUUUGAAAAUCAGUGUGACUUUGGGUCUUCCUAUUUGGCUGGUUAUUUAAAUUUCUAAUUUCUAAUUAAACUGUCUUUUCUUGCAUAGCCGUCUGGCUGUGUAAAUGCUUUGGAAGACUAAUUGUUACUGGUUUCUCCUUAUAAUCAUGCAGUGUGUCUCUCAGCCUAUCUGCAUUAGAUUUUGUUCCUUUUGUUCUGUAAGUUCAUUCAAAGCUAAACAAUGAAACUAAAAGUUAAGUGCAGGAACUCCUUGUUGUUUGUCUGCUGAUCUUAGACCUGAUGGUGCUUUACAUCUGUGAAACUAAUACAAAGCCUGCACCAUUAUGCUUGGUGUACCUGUAACAGUCGGCAACAAGCUAAAUAAACAUAUAACUGACCUGCAA
Messenger RNA from Seriola dumerili (greater amberjack), 2432 nucleotides. It is a transcript of the gene neff2, whose product is annotated as neurofilament light polypeptide-like. Gene Ontology annotation, molecular function: structural constituent of postsynaptic intermediate filament cytoskeleton. Gene Ontology annotation, cellular component: postsynaptic intermediate filament cytoskeleton; cytoplasm; intermediate filament. Bases 145 to 1335 code for a protein of 396 amino acids. The transcript has 3 exons. Lineage: Eukaryota; Metazoa; Chordata; Actinopteri; Carangiformes; Carangidae. Gene Ontology annotation, biological process: neurofilament bundle assembly. The record is from RefSeq and is a predicted model, not a curated record.